This is a messenger RNA of Caenorhabditis sp. 36 PRJEB53466, 980 nucleotides long. The record is from the annotation of a GenBank genome assembly. NCBI's taxonomy places the organism in Eukaryota, Metazoa, Nematoda, Chromadorea, Rhabditida, Rhabditidae.
AUGCUCCAAACCAUGUAUGUUCUGUGAGGGUAACUUGAAACCCCUUGACCCAAAUUACUGCACUCUUUUGUUAAUACAUCCGAUCUCGGCACUCAAGAAUUGCUGAGAAGGACACAACCUUUCAAUUUCACGUGUCAGGCAUUUUACAAACUUGGUUCCGUUCUACACAAGGAAUGACAAACAAAAGGAGAAAGAGAGGGGGGCCCGUCGGGGGGUUAAGAGGGGCAUACCUGAGAACGUAACACCCGCGCGCUGUGGGCCGAUGAGAGACCGACUAAUUAUGCAUACACAUUGCGUUGCCCGAGGCAGAUAACGUGGCGAGUAUCGAUCAGUAUUCACGUGAGUCUUCCUGCUUUCUUUUUGUUUUUGGCUAAUUUGUUUACACUCAGCUGGUAUUAUUUUCUUCAGAAUUUUUGUCUGGAAACUGGCAUGCUUAAUCUAAAAAUGAGUAAAAUUUCCUAUGUACAUGCCUCAAUUUCUACAUUUUUGACUAGAAAAUGACGAGUCAUUCGAUUUCAGGCAACGCGAUGGCAGUGAACCAAGUGUUCAAGAUACGUGCGUCAGAUGGACGCAUAUUUGUCGCCGAAAACUGGCUCAUCAACAAAUCCGACUGCCUUUCCGUGUUCUUUGCAUACAUUCCGGACUCCAUUCAUCCUCUUCACAUCGAAGUCCCCAGUCCCGUUCUCGAGAAGAUCAUCGAGUGGUGCGAACGUCAUCGCCACGACGACCCGGACCAGGAAUUUAUCUUAAUUCCCCAAUGGGAUGCUCAUUUCUUGCGACUUAACAAUGGAAUCCUGUUCAAUUUGAUUGAAGCAGCUUUCCGAAUGGGAAUUCAAGCACUGUUGGAUAUUGCCGUUAGAGCAGUGGCGAAUACGCUUGAACGGACUCAAAAUGAAGUGCGAAUAAUGCUCAGAGUCGGUGGAUUUGAAGAAGAAGCAAUAGAGGCGGAGGAGGAUGUAGAUGUUGUUGCAGCAGCUUGA